Messenger RNA from Linum tenue, 795 nucleotides. The record is from the annotation of a GenBank genome assembly. NCBI's taxonomy places the organism in Eukaryota, Viridiplantae, Streptophyta, Magnoliopsida, Malpighiales, Linaceae.
AUGUGGGGAUUUGCUUCAAAUGCCAUCGCCAGCAUUGGGCUCAAAAGGAGUCCAAAACCUAGAGAGCCGAUUCAGGAUCAUUCUGAGUGUUCAGACGACGAUGGCUGUUCAAAUGCUAGCAAGGAUGAAGAAGGAUUGGAAUGCCCAAUUUGUUGGGAGUCCUUCAACAUUGUUGAGAAUGUACCUUAUGUGUUAUGGUGUGGACAUACCCUCUGCCAGAACUGUGUCUUGGGGCUUCAGUGCACUAACUGGCAGUUCCAUGGUCAGCAGUUUAAGGUGCCUUUCCUCAUUUCAUGCCCCUGGUGCCACAUGGUAUCGCUCCGAGUGUUGUACAACCGAAGCCUGAGGUUCCCCCGCAAGAACUUCUUUCUUCUGUGGAUGGUUGAGAGGUUGAAUGAUGAUAGAGGGAAAGUUAUUACCUCUUCGUCGUCGUCUUCUGCUUUGGUUGAUCAACCUGUUUGGUCUUCGAGUAAUGAAGUGGUCAGGAGGACUGGGCAGAAUCAAUGGUUGGACUUUGGAGGGCAUGGUCGUGGUGGUAGAGGAGGUGACAAUAAUGUGGGGAGGCAGCAGCAGCUUUUCUCCUUGCACAAGUCGCUCGACCUUUUCAUUCACUUCACUUCCAAGUUCCCAUUGGCGAUUGUAUUGCUUCUGGUGGUGUUUUUCGCCAUUCCCAUCAGCUCGGCGAUCUUGAUUCUCUACUUUAUUGUCACUGUUGUUUUUGCCAUACCAUCUUGCUUGGUGUUGUACUUUGCUUACCCUACUUUGGCUAGGCUUGUUUCCGAGAUAGUUUCUUGA